AUUUCAGCUUCCGUCUGCAAAUCGCUAGGGUUUUCAUUGAUUUCGCUGCAGAAGGGGGUUUCUGGUUCCCUGAUCGUCCCCUUCCUCUCUCCCGCAACGCCUUCAAUUUUUCGGAUCGGCAGUGGCAGAUCGCGUAAAUUUUAGCGAAAAUGUACGGCUUCGAAGCGAUGACCUUCAACAUUCACGGCGGGUACUUGGAGGCCAUAGUGCGGGGACACCGCUCUGGCCUCCUCACCGCCGCCGAUUACAACAAUUUGUGCCAGUGCGAGACCCUUGACGAUAUCAAGAUGCACCUUUCUGCCACUGAGUACGGCCCCUACCUCCAAAACGAACCUUCCCCUUUGCAUACAACUACAAUUGUGGAGAAGUGCACUCUUAAAUUGGUUGAUGAGUAUAAGCACAUGCUAUGCCAAGCUACAGAGCCCUUGUCAACCUUUUUGGAGUAUAUUACAUAUGGUCACAUGAUAGACAAUGUUGUCCUGAUUGUUACUGGAACCUUGCAUGAGAGAGAUGUUCAGGAACUAUUGGAAAAAUGCCACCCCUUGGGCAUGUUUGACAGCAUUGCCACCCUGGCGGUUGCACAGAAUAUGCGGGAGCUUUACAGAUUGGUGCUUGUUGACACACCACUUGCUCCCUACUUUUCUGAAUGCAUUACAUCUGAGGACCUGGAUGACAUGAACAUUGAAAUAAUGAGGAACACUCUUUACAAGGCAUACCUUGAAGACUUUUACAGGUUUUGUCAGAAACUAGGUGGUGCCACAGCAGAGAUUAUGUCUGACUUACUUGCUUUUGAGGCUGACAGAAGGGCUGUCAACAUUACCAUAAAUAGUAUUGGAACUGAGCUUACUCGAGAUGAUCGCAGGAAGUUGUACUCUAGCUUUGGUUUACUCUAUCCCUAUGGCCAUGAGGAACUUGCUGUUUGUGAGGACAUUGAUCAGGUCCGUGGUUGCAUGGAAAAAUAUCCCCCUUAUCAGUCGAUUUUUUCAAAACUAUCCUAUGGCGAGAGCCAGCUGCUGGACAAGGCAUUUUAUGAAGAGGAGGUGAAAAGACUUUGCCUGGCAUUUGAGCAACAGUUCCAUUACGGUGUUUUCUUUGCAUACAUGAGGUUGAGGGAGCAGGAGAUCAGAAAUCUGAUGUGGAUAUCGGAGUGUGUGGCGCAGAACCAGAAGUCCCGAGUUCACGACAGUGUGGUCUUCAUAUUUUAGUCGGAUUAGAGAUAAUCAUUCGUUCCUUGGCAUAAUCUUCUGUAAAUCUCCUCCCCAUCUUGUCCCCGAACGAAUUGUAGAGAUGGGUGCGGUUGCGUUGUUUGUAAUAUCCCGAUGUUCCUCCCUAAUAAGCACUUUUGCAUAUAUUAUUUCAGUUGUUUUUACUUAAGGGGGAAUAUUUCAUAUUCUGAAAUCGAACAUGUUACAGUUGCGAGGAUAAAUUGAAUUUAUAUACUGUAAUUUGAGAUAUUA
Messenger RNA from Pyrus x bretschneideri (Chinese white pear), 1457 nucleotides. Its product is annotated as V-type proton ATPase subunit d2. Gene Ontology annotation, molecular function: proton-transporting ATPase activity, rotational mechanism. Bases 150 to 1205 code for a protein of 351 amino acids. Gene Ontology annotation, cellular component: vacuolar proton-transporting V-type ATPase complex; proton-transporting V-type ATPase, V0 domain. The transcript has 10 exons. Gene Ontology annotation, biological process: proton transmembrane transport; vacuolar transport; vacuolar acidification. Lineage: Eukaryota; Viridiplantae; Streptophyta; Magnoliopsida; Rosales; Rosaceae. The record is from RefSeq and is a predicted model, not a curated record.